Nanorana parkeri is the source of this 1446-nucleotide messenger RNA. RefSeq names its product gastrula zinc finger protein XlCGF26.1-like. NCBI's taxonomy places the organism in Eukaryota, Metazoa, Chordata, Amphibia, Anura, Dicroglossidae. The transcript is spliced from 4 exons. The record is from RefSeq and is a predicted model, not a curated record. Gene Ontology annotation, molecular function: RNA polymerase II cis-regulatory region sequence-specific DNA binding; DNA-binding transcription factor activity, RNA polymerase II-specific. Gene Ontology annotation, biological process: regulation of DNA-templated transcription. The coding region runs from base 1 to 1446 and encodes 481 amino acids.
AUGCGGAAGAGGCACUCGAUCGCGCGGACUGGAGGUUCCUCCGCAAGACUCUUCUCCACAUUGGAGGAAAGCAAAUUUCUUACACACCAGAGGACUCACACGGGUGAGCGUCCUUAUUCAUGUUCAGAGUGCGGAAAAAGUUUCACUGUUAAAAGUACACUUCUAACACACCAGAAGAUUCAUACAGGUGAGCGUCCUUAUUCAUGUUCAGAGUGCGGGAAAUUGUUUAUUCAGAAAGGAGCUCUUAAUAGACACCAGAGAAUUCACACAGGUGAACGUCCUUAUAUAUGUUCAGAAUGCGGCAAAUCGUUCACUGAAAAAGCACAGCUUGUUAGUCACCAGAGAAGUCACACGGGUGAUCGUCCUUAUUCAUGUUCAGAGUGUGGAAAAUGUUUCACUUACAAACAAAAACUUUUAUUACACCGGAUAAUUCACACGGGUGAGCGUUCUUUUCCUUGUUCAGAGUGCGGGAAAUCUUUCACUCAGAAAGCAGUACUUGUUCAACAUCAGAGAAUCCACACGGGUGAUCGUCCUUAUUCAUGUUCAGAGUGCGGCAAAUAUUUUGCUUGGAAAGGAAGCUUUGCUUCACAUCUGAAAAUUCACACUGGCAAGCGUCCUUUCUCAUGUUCAGAAUGCGGGAAAUGUUUUGCAAAGAAAUCAACUCUUCUUCUACAUCAGAGUAUUCACACAGGUGAAAAAUCUUAUUCAUGUUCAGAGUGUGGGAAAUGUUUCUCUCGGAAAGAAAUAUUUCUUAAACACCAGAGGAAUCACACGGGUGAGCGUCCAUAUUUAUGUUCAGAGUGCGGGAAAACUUUCACUGAGAAAUAUUUUCUUGUUCAGCACCAGUUGAUUCACACUGAUGAGUGUCCUUAUUUCUGUUCAGAGUGCGGGAAAACUUUCACUAAGAAAUAUUUUUUUGUUAAACACCAGGAGAUGCACACAGGUGUGCUUCCUUAUUCAUGUGCAGAGUGCGAGAGAUCUUUCACUUCAAAUGCAGACCUUCGUAAUCACACAAGAAUUCACACGGGUGAGCGUCCUUAUUCAUGUUCAGAGUGCGGGAAACGUUUUACUAGAAAAGCAAGCCUCGCUGCACAUCUGAGAAUUCACACGGGUGAGCGUCCUUAUGCGUGUUCGGCCUGCGGGAAAUCUUUCAAUAAGAAAGGAAACCUUGAUGAGCACCAGAGGAUUCACACGGGUGAGCGUCCUUAUUCAUGUUCGGCCUGCGGGAAAUCUUUCGCUCAGAAACAGGGCUUCGUUAGACAUCGGAGAAUUCACAAUGGAUUAUCCCGUCACCGGUUGAAAACAAAUGGAAAGAUUGAUGACGGAUUAUCCCGUCACCGGUUGAUCACAAAUGGAAAGAUUGAUGACGGAUUAUCCCGUCACCGGUUGAUCACAAAUGGAAAGAUUGAUGACGGAUUAUCCCGUCACCGGUUGAUAACAAAUUGA